UGGACGAAGCGCGAGGACGAGAAGCUGCGCCAGACCAUCGAGGCGUCGGGCCCCGACGAGGGGGCCCGGGACUGGGCGAAGAUCGCCGCCGCGGCCUUCGAGGGCGGCCGGUCGCCGGGCCAGUGCGAGGACCGCUGGGAGAAGGUCCUCAAGCUCGGCCUCGUCAAGGGGCCCUGGACGCCCCACGAGGACGAGGUCGUGCGCCGCGCCGUCGGCGCGGGCGUCGACGCGGCCUUCAACUGGUCCGAGGUCGCCAAGCUCCUCCCGGGCCGGCUCACGAAGCAGGUCCGCGAGCGGUGGCAGAACCACCUCGACCCGCAGCUCGUCAAGACGCCCUGGACGCCCAACGAGGACUACCUCCUCGUCUCGCUCCAGGCCGUCCUCGGCAACCGCUGGAACGAGAUCUCCCGCGCCUUCCAGGGCCGCUCCGAGAACGCGAUCAAGAACCGGUGGAACUCGAAGCAGCGGCGCCGC
Aureococcus anophagefferens is the source of this 474-nucleotide messenger RNA. RefSeq lists its product as hypothetical. Gene Ontology annotation, cellular component: nucleus. Gene Ontology annotation, biological process: regulation of DNA-templated transcription. Gene Ontology annotation, molecular function: RNA polymerase II cis-regulatory region sequence-specific DNA binding; DNA-binding transcription factor activity, RNA polymerase II-specific. Lineage: Eukaryota; Pelagophyceae; Pelagomonadales; Pelagomonadaceae. The record is from RefSeq and is a predicted model, not a curated record. The transcript has a single exon. The annotation marks the transcript as partial.